CGGGGGCGGUGGUAGGCGAGCCCCGAGUCUUCGUCUGGUGAACGGCAGGGCGACCACUGGGGUUGGCCUGCAUACCAGCAGCACCGAGUCCGUCCGUUCACCCCAUCAGCAUCUUGGUCAUCAGAACAGCAUAAACAAUAACAACAAUUAUUAUGCCGCUAACAAUGUAUCAUCGAACAAUCACUGCAAGUUGAACAAGGAUGACAGCAUCAAGAUCAGCAUCGAGAAUACCAACACGUGCACCGACAGCCUCGUCACAGCGUUAGACGACGAGACACUUCUCAUUACUGAUUUCCUUAACGACACAGGCAACGAAAUGAAUUACAAGGGCAGCGGGAAAGUCCAUUUCGGAGUGGACGAUGUCUCCCUAUAUGGCACCCCUAAGGAGGAAUUGGGCCCAGGACUUCCAGGACAGGAGGUCAAACAGAGCUUCCUCAAGAAUCAGCUGCAGGCGCUCUUCCAACCAACGGACAACAAGCUGGCGAUGAAGCUAUUUGGCAGCAAAAAGGCUCUCAUGAAGGAACGAAUCAGGCAAAAAGCUGCCGGUCACUGGGUCAUACAUCCUUGCUCCAGUUUUCGAUUCUAUUGGGAUCUCUGUAUGCUGCUGCUGCUCGUCGCCAACUUGAUAAUUCUCCCAGUUGCAAUUAGUUUUUUCAACGACGAUUUAAGUACCCGAUGGAUAGCCUUCAACUGCCUUUCGGAUACGAUAUUCCUCGUAGACAUCGUUGUCAACUUUAGGACAGGUAUAAUGCAGCAGGACAAUGCGGAGCAGGUGAUACUGGAUCCAAAAUUGAUCGCGAAACACUACCUCAGGACUUGGUUCUUUCUCGACCUCAUUUCCUCCAUCCCCUUAGACUACAUAUUUCUCAUAUUUAAUCAAUUCCAGGACUUUAGCGAGUCUUUUCAACUGCUGCAUGCUGGACGUGCACUGAGAAUCCUCAGGCUCGCCAAACUCCUGUCACUCGUCAGAUUACUACGACUCUCUAGACUCGUUCGUUAUGUUUCACAAUGGGAAGAAGUCUAUUUCCUGAAUAUGGCAUCGGUGUUCAUGAGGAUAUUCAAUCUGAUCUGCAUGAUGCUACUGAUUGGCCAUUGGAGUGGGUGUCUACAGUUUCUUGUACCUAUGCUCCAGGGAUUUCCUAGCAACUCCUGGGUUGCUAUCAAUGAAUUGCAGGAAGCCUUUUGGCUGGAGCAAUACUCUUGGGCGCUGUUCAAAGCGAUGUCCCACAUGUUGUGCAUCGGUUACGGGAGGUUUCCACCCCAAUCACUGACCGACAUGUGGCUGACAAUGCUGAGCAUGAUAAGUGGUGCAACGUGUUACGCUCUCUUCCUGGGUCACGCAACAAAUCUCAUUCAAUCUCUCGACUCAUCUAGAAGACAGUAUCGCGAAAAGGUCAAGCAGGUUGAAGAGUACAUGGCAUAUAGAAAACUGCCUCGUGAGAUGCGUCAAAGGAUCACGGAGUACUUUGAGCACAGAUACCAGGGUAAAUUCUUCGACGAAGAGCUCAUCCUGGGUGAACUAUCUGAAAAGUUGCGGGAGGAUGUGAUAAACUAUAACUGUAGGUCGCUGGUGGCAUCUGUGCCAUUUUUUGCCAACGCCGACUCAAACUUUGUCUCGGACGUCGUCACAAAGUUGCGAUACGAAGUCUUCCAGCCAGGUGACAUCAUCAUAAAAGAGGGCACAAUAGGUUCAAAAAUGUAUUUCAUCCAAGAGGGUAUUGUCGACAUAGUAAUGGCAAAUGGUGAAGUAGCCACAUCCCUAUCUGAUGGCUCGUACUUCGGUGAAAUUUGCCUCCUAACAAAUGCAAGACGAGUGGCAUCAGUCAGAGCUGAGACUUACUGCAAUCUUUUUAGCCUCUCGGUGGACCAUUUUAACGCAGUACUCGACCAAUAUCCCUUAAUGCGGAGAACAAUGGAGAGCGUUGCCGCCGAGAGGUAUAAACUUUGGCUGAACAAAAUUGGAAAGAAUCCGAAUCUCGUGGGAAAUAGGGAGGAGGACCUUGGCAGUGAAUCAAAGACGAUAAAUGCUGUCGUUAAUGCAUUAGCGGAGCAAGCUGCGCACGCUAGUGUCAGCGAGGAAUCGGUGCACAGUCUUGAGCUCCGUGCCCUCCCGACAUGCCUCCUACCUCGGCCAAAAUCAGAGAAUAAUUUCGCCAGUCAGGAAUUGACGAGGGAGGGCCGACGAAUCUUCCACAAGAGCGAUACCUUCCACAAGGAUUCGUAUCAAUGACGACACUCGUCCUAUUAGCACGCGCAGCGUUACUGAAAGAAUAUACAAUGUACAUCCGUGGAGUAUUAAUCACAGUAUUGCCCAGCUGUACCACCCACACGUAAGCAUCAAACACUCAUCAUUAAUGCUCUCUCAAGAUGCCAUAGGAAUUCCACGUGUGCAUCCACGGAGCAAUCACAUUGAAAAUUCUCCAAAAUCAUGAAAAUGUUUAAUAGGACGUAUGGACAAUGCGCGCGCACCAAUCAAUUUCGUAAUAAAAAUAAAACAAUAAAAGUUGGAACGACCCGAAAGGGACCCGAGGACUAUGUUAACUUGUUGAGAGUCCUCUGGGUCGUGGAAUCGGCUAACAAGGAAACAGUGCGGGAGAGAAUAAAACGCUAUCUUUUUACGAGAUUAGCAAAGAAGUAAUUCAUGAAUUAAAAAAAAACGCGGUGUACUGUAAAGAGAUUCAAAUACUAUAUAAAUAAUGAGAGAAAUAAAUUAUUGCGAUGAAUCACUACCAUUGCCGCAUUAUUAGGAAGUUGAGAGAUUAUAUUAAAUGCAGGUGGAUUACAAAAAAUAGAUAUUUAAUAGUGAAAUGCUAUCGAGGACGUUAUGCAAUAUUGCAGAUUUUAAUUAUUGUAAUGAAAUGAUAAGUUUAUGAAUGCAGGGUUGAUAAGUAUAUUUAAAUUGCACUAAUUUGAUUAAAUUUUACUAUUUUCGAGGAGAAAAUUCAUUUACGCGAGUUGCGACGAUCAUGAUUUUGAGGAUAAAUUAAAAACGAAUUUGGUAAAUUUGGUUUUCCCCUUUUUCCAGUUGUUGAUAAGCUACAGAUAAUAUAUCAGUUGGAAUUGUUCAUGAUUUUGAAUUAUUAGUGAGUGCCUAGAGAAUUGAUGAUGCAAUGAAUUAUAAUUUUGUAGCCCAAACAAAUCUAGCUAAAAGUCAAUGAAAUAAAUUGAGAUUACCGGUCAAUCUCCAAUUUAAAUAAAAAGCAUGAGUAACUAUGCAUAUAUGUAAAUAUGAAUAAAUUACAGUCGCUGUAGGAGUGACACGUGAAACACGCAAUUGAAACUAGGUAUUCACGAGAAUAAAAUGAUGAAUAAGAAAAAUAUCGCGUAAUGCUCGUAAGCAUUUAACACCACGAGACACAAGUGAAAGAUAAUUAAUAACAGAAUGCGAGAAAUAAAUGAAUUAAACUAUUUUUUUUGUCGGAGAACAAUGUAGCAUUUAUCCAGCCCCUUGCGUUGCGCUCUACGAAUUACCUCGUGACGUUUGCUUAUUCCGUUGAGAAGCAAUAUUUUAAUGAUGAAUUAUUGAAUGAUGAAAUACAAUUGUAAAACAAUAUACAGACCUUUACUAUUAACGAGAAAAACAGCUGUUGCCAUUGCUAUUUUAAAUUGUGAGUGAGAGGAUGAAAUUUAUGACAAGUUAAUUCAGUAUUUGAAUAAUUGAAUAGUUUAUUGUUGAAUGAUUAUCAGGGAGUUUCGUUGAUGAUGUGAGUGUUAUGCUGAUGAAAUAGGGGAAUUUAAUCGUUGACAUUUUAUUCGUUUUUAUGUUCAAUGUUUACGUGAUAUGGAGUUGUGAGAGGAUAAUAUUUCAUUUUUUUUUUGUAAGGGAACUUGUUGAAUUGAGGGGCGAGACCGGAUGGCGAAUUGAGGAUCGUCUUGUUAAAAGAAAUAAUCAAAAUUGAUAUUGAAGUGACUCGUGAGCCAAGAGUGACUACAGUGCAAUCACUAAAUUCUAGCAAUGACAAACAGCCAUUAUUUUUCUUCUCUCUCGAAUGAAACCCCUUGAGCAUAUCAGAGCAGUUCUACUCGAUACAAUACGCCGUUCAAUCAAUUGUUUAAGAGUAAGGUUUAAAGAGGAUUUAUAAGCCGAGUUGUUGGAGGUAUGAAACCGGAACGCUGCAGAUGAGUAUAGCUCGCGAGAUUGCCCUAAGCCAGUCCCAGACCACCCCCACGGGCCAUUAUUUCCGUUUCCGAUUUCACGGAUCAUGCGUAGGUAUUACGAUUAUUAAUUGAGUGAAAACAACAGAGGUGUGUGAUAUUCUGGGUAGAAUAAUCCUGGGGAUGGGAAAGUCGAGUCUUAGUUGGAUAAUCUUUAGAUCAUAAUUACAAGGUGUAGGUGUGAUGUGCGGGAUUACUGUUCAUGAGGAAGUUUCUGCAAUCAGAAUAUUUUUGGAAUUUCAAUUAAUUUAUUUUCUAUUCGUCUAAAAUUAUCGAAAAAAAUCUUUCGUCGAAGAAUUUAAUUUCUUUAUUUGCUAACAAUCAUUUUUAUCGUUUUUCAUUGUAAUUCAUGCCGUGAGCACUUCUUCUUGUUAAUUCUUAUCAUUCAAUCUUGAAAAGAUGAUUCUGAACAUAUGGAUCCGUAUAGAAAAAACAAUCCUGUUUUUUUUUAAUGAAAAUAAAAUUGUAGGACAUUAAAUCGUAUACGAGGCGGAAAUAAAAAGAAAAUUGAGAAAAGACAAUUAACAAUUCACAUUAUUCAUGUGAAUCUUGUUACAUUGCAUUCUACUCGAAAAAAAAUAAGCAAAGUGAACAAUUCAAUUUGUGCUUUUCAUCACAGACUAUUCACAAGUCUUGUGAUCAUUUCAGGAUCAUUAUGGUCAGAUUCUAUUUUAUCACAAUGAUUCUUCAAGAUUAACUUGCCGAGGACCAUCUGCACCAGAACUGACUGACGUGCAGGUCUCUCUUAAUUAUCAAUAAAUAUUUUCUAUUUCCGCAAGACCAUCAACGGAUGACACACGUCACAUUAAACUCUCCCGAGAUUCUAACACCCAAAAAUAAAUUUAAUUGCAUAAACUGCCGCACAGGAAUAUCUUCAAUAAAUUGGCGGUGUGUCUCCCAACGAAAAUAAAAUCAAGCGUCUGCGAACUCUCAUCACCUCUCCUUUACAUAUUCUUUGGGCUCUUAAUUUUUCAUGUGUUAGAGACAUGAAAGUAAAAGAAGGGAUAAUCAAGCUUGGCUGAAUCUUCCACGUUGACAUAUUUUCUAAAAUAGUAAUCUCACACGUGCCAUAGUGUCACCAUGAGGUUCGCGAGCUGAAAUGAACGGCAGCAGCAAGUGUUCCAAGUUGACCCCAACCGUAGCUUCCAAUUCCAGAAAUAUUUGAAAAUCCUCAGUUAACUUGUAGUCUUUCGCGAUUUGAUGAGUAGGGACUGUUGUUCAUUUGAAGUUAAUGGAAUUUCGUUCCUUUGGGUAUCCAGAGCGGGUGGAUCACGACACCCUGUAAGAACUAUUUUUAUAUUCUCAGCUGAACUUUAAAGAGAUAACGCGCAGUAGAGAGCCUUGUAUAAAACAGGGAGGAGGUAAGAUGAUGAACUUUCAAUGAAUUUAUGAAAAAUAUGAAAACAUAAUGUAUAUCACCCCUGCGUCAAUUUUCUACGAAAUAAUGCGUGCAGAGUCGGACAACGGGUGCACGUGCUUCUCGGUCGCCAAUUAAACAGCCUCCUAAUGUUCAUUUUAACAUUAAAAGAUUAUCGUCAAGGCAACCUGACCCUUAGCUUUCUCCGGAGAAAUUAGGAGAGUUGUAAAACAUGACAGAACAAAAUUAUCUCAAAAUGUUUCGAUAACCAGUGAUUCCAGGGAAAUGUAAACCUUUUUCCUCGAAUCACUCGUUUUUUAAAUAAAUCCAAAAGCUCUGAUGCCAUUUUGUUCAUCAUGAUUUAGCAAUUUUCUAGUGAAAUUCCCAUCUACAAUAGCUUCACUAUUUCUUGGAGG
Molecule: messenger RNA, 5928 nt
Organism: Fopius arisanus
Lineage: Eukaryota; Metazoa; Arthropoda; Insecta; Hymenoptera; Braconidae
Gene: Ih
Product: hyperpolarization activated cyclic nucleotide gated potassium channel Ih
Exons: 11
Coding region: 317-2230 (637 amino acids)
Biological process (GO): regulation of membrane depolarization; potassium ion transmembrane transport; sodium ion transmembrane transport
Cellular component (GO): HCN channel complex; membrane
Molecular function (GO): voltage-gated potassium channel activity
Source: RefSeq, a predicted model, not a curated record